AUGGCCAAGUUUCAGGAUCUGCCCGUCGAGCUCGCAACGGCAAUCAUGAAACAUGCCGACGCCCCGCAGGAUAUUUCCGCCAUGAUCCGCGCCGAUCCUUGGUUGCUACACUGCUUUCUCGACAACAGGAAGCAAGUGAUGACGCCACAUGCGGCCAAGAUUAUGGAAGUUUGUGGGGUUCAUGUCUCAACUGCCUGCUUGCUCGCUGCUCGACUCCGCCAUGUCAAGCAGGACCCUGGGUUCAAUGAUCCAAGGCCACCGCAUCGUGAAUCCAUCGUCAAGUGGAUUAUAUGGUCUUGCAUCGACAGCCUCAAUACUCAUCAACACAUUUCCCAUCGGGCCUCCCUCGGAACCAUCUGCGCGCUUUCGACUCUUGCCGUUGAUAUUAGAUGGCUAACAUCGAGCUAUAUGGCACAGGCGCGUGAACAAUUAUUCAAGUAUCAUAGACGCCCAGAAGACUGGCCUGAAGUUUCCUCCAAGGAGCACCUAAGGUUUAUCAACGCCGCAUGUCGAUUUGAGAGCUAA
Messenger RNA from Fusarium mangiferae, 525 nucleotides. RefSeq lists its product as uncharacterized. Bases 1 to 525 code for a protein of 174 amino acids. NCBI's taxonomy places the organism in Eukaryota, Fungi, Ascomycota, Sordariomycetes, Hypocreales, Nectriaceae. The transcript has a single exon. The record is from RefSeq and is a predicted model, not a curated record.